AUGUCUGAGCCAUUCCCAGCGGCCGGCGCGAGAACAGGCUCAAUAGGUGACACAGAUCGAGCUCGACACGUGUGCCACAUGUCCUCCAAUUCAGCAUCUCUUACAUCUGGCACACUCACCAUCUCCUGCGCAGCUGUUAUUCUUUCGCGCACGGCCAAGCCCUUCCUCUCCCCUAUGGCCAAUGUUGCUUCCAGGCAAGGUUGGGCCGGCGCCGGUGGACUACUCAUGGCGUUGACAGGCUUGCCGGAAUUCCGUUCGGACGACGGCUCUUCGGGUCCAGCGGACGUCACGAAGCGGACUGUUCAGGAGGGGGAGGGGAGGCGUGGUGGUUGGAGGCGCUCUGAGGAUGAGCUGGGCACAGGCUUGGUCCCUGCAACGGCCCCCCGACACCCCUGCGGCUCUGGAGCUCUAGACGUCGGUUAA
This is a messenger RNA of Apiotrichum porosum, 423 nucleotides long. RefSeq lists its product as uncharacterized. The record is from RefSeq and is a predicted model, not a curated record. NCBI's taxonomy places the organism in Eukaryota, Fungi, Basidiomycota, Tremellomycetes, Trichosporonales, Trichosporonaceae. The coding region runs from base 1 to 423 and encodes 140 amino acids. The transcript is spliced from 2 exons.